AUUACCCAAAAUAUCCUCUCUCUGACUCUCUCUCCCUCCCGCUGGCCCCCUCUCUCGAUUCUUCACCCAAACCACCACACAUAGUACUACAGUAGAGAGAGAAACUGAGGUAGAGAGAGGGAGGGGGAGAGAGAGAGAGAGAUGGAGGAGGAGAUUAAAGGAUAAGAUCUUCCCAUAAUCGUCAUCUAUCCCAUGACGUUAUUUGUUUGAUUCAUCUUCUUAGUAAACUAGAUCUUCUCUACCCGUAGAGAAAAAGAUCUGAUUUUCUCGUGCUUUGACUUGGACGAUGCGGCGAGGCCGAGCAGCUCCGGAGUUGAAGCAAUCUCCGGCCGUCGGAGAAGCCAACGGAUCUGGAGGAUCUAAGGAGAUUAGGUUCCGCGGAGUGAGAAAGAGACCGUGGGGGAAAUUCGCGGCUGAGAUCAGAGACCCUUGGAAGAAGACGCGUGUUUGGCUCGGGACCUUCAACUCGGCCGAGGCUGCCGCCCGAGCCUAUGACGCCGCCGCUCGGAAUCUCCGUGGCCCUAAAGCCAAGACCAACUUCCCCUUGCCUGCUCCUUCUCAUCUACCUCCUUAUCACAACCUUCAGUUUAAUCAGAGGCCAAACGCAAACGAUUCAUUCGUCGAUCAACAGAUGUACAUGCAGGAGCAUCCUAUUCUCUCCCAGAGGCCAACCUCCAGCGGCAUGAGUAGUACAGUGGAGUCCUUCAGUGGGCCCAGGCCUCCUCGGCAGCAGACGGCGCCGCCGCCGCCUUCUCGCCGCCAUCCAGUGGUUCCAGAUGAUUGCCAUAGCGAUUGCGAUUCUUCCUCUUCCGUUGUUGACGAUAUGGACUGUGAAAAUAUCGCCUCUUCGUCUUUCAGAAAGCCGUUACCGUUCGACCUAAACCUGCCGCCGGCAGGGGAAUACAACGCGGAUGCUGAAGCCUAUGAACUUCAAUGCUGCACAGCUUUGUGUCUCUGACCGAUUAUGAUGGUGAUUCUUGGCUUCCGAAUCAUUGUAACCAAUUUGAUCACCUAAUUUUACUUUUUUUUUAAUUUACAAUUUCCUCUUUUAAUGGUCCGGAAAAAGCUUGGAAAAAAAAGAAGAAAAAAGGAUCAUAAUUAGAGCUAAGAGUCUAAGACUGAACUGUGAUCAUAAAAGUUCAGAACAUCCGAUGGUCUGUCUGUGAUGAGUCUGCUGUUUGAAGUGGAUUUACAUGUUAUUUUUAAUUUACACCUCAUAUUUGGUGGUAUGGGAUAAUCUUGGUGUUCUGAUCA
Molecule: messenger RNA, 1254 nt
Organism: Ipomoea triloba (trilobed morning glory)
Lineage: Eukaryota; Viridiplantae; Streptophyta; Magnoliopsida; Solanales; Convolvulaceae
Product: ethylene-responsive transcription factor 3-like
Exons: 1
Coding region: 287-958 (223 amino acids)
Biological process (GO): regulation of DNA-templated transcription
Molecular function (GO): DNA-binding transcription factor activity; DNA binding
Source: RefSeq, a predicted model, not a curated record